UUAUGCAGCUGCUUGUCAACAAGAUGGCCUUCCUCCUCCUGUCGUUUUGACACUGAUUAUUUUGGUAUCCCCGAGAACAUACCGUAAAAGCUUGUGUCACUUCUAAAUAGAUAGUGGGAGAGCGAAUGCUUAGAGUCCUAACAAGGCGUACGGUCAGAUAGACUUUGUUCAGAGGACUGACAGGCACACAAGCCUCGAUAGCAGCCAUCAACAAGACAAGGUUGAUAAUAGAAAAUAGCUGCUGGCUAAUGUCGAUGUUAGCCAGCGAGUGAGCUAGCUUAGCUACGUGGACACGGAUAGUUAACUCGUGUCACCUGUAUUUCACUAGAAAAACUGGUUUGUUUAGAGGGAAAUACAGUGGGAAACACUUGUCAUCGACCGUAUACAAGUCAAGAAGGUUGGCUGUGGAGAUUAACGCUGCUACGGUUGUAUGCCCAGUGUUGCUGGUGACUUUGAUGACAGACAGUGCCCAUCAGGUUGGCGCUGUGACAGGGAGCCGACAAUGAGAGCUCUGGCUCUGGGUGUUUGCUGGCCAGCGUAGAUGCAGAUAUGCCCCGGGGGUCCGCAUCCUGAUGGACCGAGACACCUUCUCCCACAUCCGCCUGUGGUGCCCACGCCCCUUUGGCACCUACUCCCAGAACAAAGCUAGGAGCCCAGGCUCAGGGGGCAGUGGGGGAGGCGGCGGUGGUUGGACAGGGGCACCCUCCCUCUGCAAGGCUGAGCCCUCUCCGGGUGCCAGAAGGACUGUGGAUGGAAGUGAAGAUGGAGGGAUGAUAGUGGGUGUGCAGGAGGAGAAUGCAGAAGAGAAGGAUGUGGGCUCAGAGAACACUCCACCCGAACCUGAGCUUGCCCCCAGCUCCCUGACGCAGAGCCAGGCCCCUCCACCCUCUUCAGCCCCUUCCCCACCACCCUCUUCCGGGUCCCAGAUGGAAGAUGGUCGGGUGCUGUUAGACACCUGGUAUGUUAUUAAACCAGGCAACACCAAGGAGAAGAUAGCAUUCUUUGUUGCACACCAGUUCAGUGGAGCAGGCCAGCCCAGACCCAGCGCUAUGAAGGUUAAAGGUAACUGGGCAACUGACUGCAGUAAAGCCAAAAGACGAAGAAGAUGCUCAUCCUAUGACCCUCCAACACGCUCCCAAGCCUCAGAGCCAAACCUCAGCCAUGACUCCUCCCUUGCGCCUCCUAUCCCUGAUGAGCCACCUUUAGGAGGAGUGAAUGAGACAGACCUUCUGUCGGUGGCAGAGAUGGUUGCCUUGGUUGAGCAGAGGACAGCCAUGGCCCUCCAAGGAAUUGUGGCUGUUCAUGGGAAUCAACACCACCAUCAGCCCCCUAAUACCACUCACAGUCCGGGCCUUACCACACACCAGCACACUCUACUCCGGGGCACGGUGUCAGACCCUACUCCUAUUGUGUUUGUGUCAGACAGUUCAAAUGGCCAGCCCUCCAAAGAGGACCAGGAGUCAUCAUCUCCCAUCCAGAUAGACCAGGAGCUGGAGGAGCAGCAGGAGUCAUUGAGGGUAGCCCAGGCCAUAGCACACUUUGAGUCCCAGAACCAGGAGAAUCAGUUCCAUCUGGGCGCUGGUCCUGGAACAGACUCUUCUAAACAAGACCGAGAACGGGAGCAUAGGAGAGGAGGGGAGUCCGGUGUUGUAACCCCUCCUCCACCCCCUAGUCACAGUCAUGGUGAGGUUAGAAUAGCUUUCAGAGUGUCAAAUCUGGAUCCACGGUCUCAGUUGGAGCCAGCUGGCAGGUCACGCUGUAUGUUUAUGAGCUGUGGUAGUGGGGGUAACCAGGCAGCGGCCAGGGCCAAAGAGAAAAUCACCUGUGACCUCUACCAGCUUGUCAGCCCCUCAUCUAGAGACCCCAGUAGUCUGCUGCUUGCCGCCACAACUGCUGCCCCCAAACCAGAUGGAGACCUCCAUCACCCAGACAGGCAGGCAUGUGGCAGCCCAGACCCAACCCAGGAGGAGAAGAAAGCUGUGGGUGUGUGUAGGGAGCGAGUGACUGGCUUCCAUGUGGAGGUGGUGGUGACAGGUGCUGUGGACCAAUGUGUGUUUUAUGGCAAAGACAGUACAGAGAAUGUGCAGGAGGAAACGGUGUGCUUCGCUAUGCCUAGUGGUGGGGGUGUAGGGAGCUCCACUGACCCUUCAUCAGAUGAUCCCCCUCCUGGACAACUCUUCUUCCUUCAGCCCCCUCGGGGCCCAGAGGAGGAUGUAAAAGGAACGGGCAGUGGGUCAGGAAUUUGCUCUUUGGACUGUGCCAACAACAAUGGCCCUGGGGCAGGGGUGGCAGGGGGCUCAGGGGAGCGGGCAACUCGACCAAAUUCUCCCAGCGUUGGAGAGGACUGUUCAGAUCCUUCACUGUGUCGCCUCUACCGCCACGUGUCCCAUGACUUCCUGGAGAUCCGCUUUCAGAUUCAGCGCCUCCUUGAGCCGCGCCAGUACAUGCUGCUGCUGCCUGAUCACAUCAUGGUCAACAUCUUCAGCUACCUGCCGACACGCUCACUGGCAGCCCUCAAGUGCACCUGCCACUACUUCAAGGUGUUGAUUGAGACAUAUGGGGUGCGGGCAGUGGAUUCACGCUGGAAUCAAGACCCUCUCUACAGGGAUGACCCCUGCAAGCAGUGUAAGCGACAAUAUGAGCGCGGGGACGUUUCCCUGUGCCGAUGGCACCCCAAACCUUACCACCACGACCUGCCUUAUGGACGUUCCUACUGGAUGUGCUGCCGGCGUACAGACAAGGACACACCGGGCUGCCGUGUUGGGCUCCAUGAUAACAACUGGGUCCAGCAGCCUGCUGAUGGCUCGCAGCCCAUUCGCACCAGGAGGGAGGACAGGAGGGAGGAGGCCAGGUAGAGAGGAAAGACUACACCUCACACAUGCCAACUCUCAUCUCCUCCUGCUUACCUCGUUCUUGCUCCCUAUCAUCUCUGUUUAGAGAACGAACAGGACAAAAGAGGAUUACAAGGAAGAAUCAGCACUCCAAGACUGUUUUUGUUUUUCUUUGCUCCAGCACUCCUUUCUCGUACUUGCCCUCAGUGGAGGGAAGUUGAGAGAGAAAGAAGGAAGAGAGAUGUGUCACUCUCCUUGCCUUUUUUCAAGCCCUACAGAAUCCCUCUCUCCCCGUACUGUCCUCCAGAGUGGCACCUUUUAAAAGUUUGCAUACCAGGGUUGGGGUCCCCUCCUGCUGCUGUCAGUCAGCCCUCUUUCUGCCUCUUAAUCAUUCGGGUUUCUGUCUAACUCCGUACAUGGCUGUUAGGUAAUUCAUGUGAAAACUUUGCAGUGUAUUUGAUUGAGAUUAGCAUUCAUAAAGUGACUCAUAGAAAUGUAUUGCCCUAGAGCCUCCUUACUGUUCCCAGUACUUCUAUGUUGCAUCACAAACUUCCAUGUUAGCUGUACAAUGGUGCUUCAAGGAAUAAGCUGUACCGAGUCCAACAGAUGUAAAAGUUUUCAGUGGUGGAAUGUUAAGCGUUGCUAAAGAAAUGUGAUUGUAUAAAGCAAACUUGAUUUUCCGUUGUACAAGAUGCCAGUCGUACCUGUCCCGCGCCAUGCGUUUCUAUUUCUCUGAAUGUGCUGUAAUGUUGUACUAUGUUGAUUAGUCCCCUGAUGAUGCUGCUGAAAUCAUUGCCUGUGUCACUGACCUAUUUCUGAACUAGCCAUACCAUUGGUUAAUGACAGGCACAGUCUCACCAUACUAGCCAGUCUCACUGGCCACUGGUAUUGUUUUAGAGUGGACCCUAACCUUGCUGACCAGCCAUAAAGAGGAGCCACUGAGUACUUUCUGGUUUACAGAGAAUUAUGGGAGAUGGACUUUAUUGAUUAAGACCAGUGGGAUUGAAUGGGAUUAAAAAGAGAAACUUGAUGUCACUUUGGAAAGGCCUGAUGUCACUUUGUAUGGUUUGAUUGACUUGCUUGUUUGCCUUUUUUUUGUUUGGCUGUUUUAUUGGCGUGUCAGAGAAUGUUUGCUGUUGUAUUUGCUUUUAUUCUUGAGGACUGUGUUCUCCCUGUAUCAGUUUGUCACCCUACUCUACCUGCAAAGAUGUAUUUUUUAAAUGCUCCAUCUUUGUUUUAACCCCACUCCCCAGCUCUCUUCCUUUCCUCCGAUUCGGCAGAGGGCAGUGUUUGCCAAAGCAGUCAUUCAUGCUUCAAAGCGGUUGAAACCAACUACCGCAGACACUCUCUACACCAGCUUCCAGCCUUAAAAGCCCCCUACCUCUUACCCACCCUGCAGGAGACUGAGGCGUCGGAUACCUCACAGAUGAUCAAGAGUAUUGGGAGUUGCACAGGACCCUGAAAGUGGCUAGAUAUCAGAUGUUCAAUAGACUCCAUCCAGCUCUACUGGAUCCGCCCAUAACUCUUUGUGUGGGAGUGUAAGAUGAACAGUGCCUGGUGACUCAUCAUUCUUGGAAAAAUCUCCCCUUGCUGUUAAACUCACCCACCCCUGCAAGCUGACAGAUUGGACUGAUGUGAUGAAUGAUGCUGAAACUCUGCAUGGAGGUGGGAAGAUGGUUGGGUAUUCAUGGGAGAACUCUGUAGGUUCCAGACAUGUACAGUGCUAAUGGGAAAUAUCUGCUUAAAUAAAAACAGAAGUGAUGAUUAAAACUGGAAA
This is a messenger RNA of Perca fluviatilis (European perch), 4608 nucleotides long. It is a transcript of the gene fbxo46, whose product is annotated as F-box protein 46. Gene Ontology annotation, biological process: intracellular signal transduction. The transcript has 3 exons. Lineage: Eukaryota; Metazoa; Chordata; Actinopteri; Perciformes; Percidae. Gene Ontology annotation, molecular function: protein binding. The coding region runs from base 573 to 2855 and encodes 760 amino acids. The record is from RefSeq and is a predicted model, not a curated record.